AUGAGUUCUUCAGAAUCUGAGUACAUGUCAGAUGGCUCAUACUCAGAAGAACCGGUUGCAAAGAAAGGAAAGAAAUCGGUAAGUAGUUCCAGAUCAUCCGUUAGCGUUACACCCCCAUUGACUGCAUCCUCUAAUGCGUCGAGUGUUGGCGGAAAGAAGCUGAAUGCUUCAGAUCAAUACCAAAAGCUUUCUCAACUUGAGCAUAUACUUAAGAGACCUGAUACCUAUAUCGGAUCAGUGGAGAAGUCCUCCUCAGAAAUGUGGUGCUUUGAUCAACCCACUGAGUCCAUGGUAUACAAGGAAGUAACAAUUGUCCCAGGUUUGUACAAGAUCUUUGAUGAAAUCUUGGUGAAUGCUGCUGACAACAAGAUCAGAGAUCCAAGUAUGAAAAAUAUCAAAGUAUCCAUCGAUGCGGCGAACAAUACCAUAGAAGUGAUGAAUGAUGGUAGAGGGAUUCCCAUUGAAAUACACGAUAAGGAAAAGAUAUACAUCCCGGAGUUGAUUUUUGGAAAUUUAUUGACCAGUUCGAAUUAUGAUGACGAUGAAAAGAAAGUUACUGGUGGUAGAAAUGGGUUUGGGGCCAAAUUAUGUAAUAUCUUCUCUACUGAAUUCACCGUAGAAACUGCUGAUUUGAACCAUGAAUCAAAUUAUAAGCAAAUAUGGAAAAAUAACAUGUCGACAGUGGGGAAGCCCAAAAUCACUAAAAUGAAAAAUAAAAGAGAAUUCACUAAGGUAACUUUCAAGCCAGAUUUAUCAAAGUUUGGUAUGGAGCAAUUAGACGAGGAGACUUUGAGUGUUUUGAGAAGAAGAGUCUACGAUUUGUGUGGUACGGUGAAAGAUUGUAAUGUGUAUUUAAAUGAAAAGAGAAUUGGAAUCAAGAGUUUCAGAGGCUAUGUUGAAAUGUACGUGAAGGCUAUUGAAAGAAGAUCUGAGGGUACACCUGAACCUCCUUCCAUUUCUGCCUCUGAAGUACCUAGUGACGAUUCUAGAGCCGUCACUCCCUCCGAUGCAUUAUCUGCCUUAUCAUCAGCGAAGUCCACUGUGAAGCCCCAUACAAUUGUGCAUGAGGUUAUCAACGAUCGCUGGGAACUAGCAUUUGCAGUUUCAGACGGUUCAUUCAAUCAAAUUUCUUUUGUGAAUUCAAUAGCGACAACUUCUGGUGGUACCCAUGUUAAAUAUAUAUCGGACCAAGUUAUCAAUAAAUUAGUUGAGUCCUUGAAUAAGAGAGCCAAAGGUAAAAAGAAGCUCAUGAUCAAGCCAAAUGAAGUACGUAACAAUAUGUUCAUAUUCAUCAAUUGUCUUAUUGAAAAUCCUGCCUUCACAUCACAAACAAAGGAACAACUUACGACAAAACCAUCCCAAUUUGGCUCAAAGGUUGUAAUUUCUGAUCAGUUUAUUACCAAAAUCCUUAAAACUUCAAUUGGAGAUAAAAUUAUGGAAAUAGCCGGGAUGAAUGAAGAUAAAGCGCUCCAAAAAGUCGACGGUUCAAAGAAACAAAGAAUUAAAGGUCAAGUUAAAUUGGUUGAUGCUAACAAAGCAGGAACCAGAGAUGGAUACAAAUGUACAUUGAUUCUUACAGAAGGAGAUUCUGCGUUGGCCUUGGCAGUUGCUGGGUUGGCAGUAGUUGGACGAGACUACUAUGGCUGUUUCCCACUUAGAGGUAAAUUAUUAAAUGUCAGAGAAGCUCUGACGGAUCAAGUUAGUAAAAAUGCAGAAAUUAACGCCUUAAAACAGAUCAUUGGAUUGCAGCAUAAGAAGCAUUAUAAUAGCGAUAACGUUAAGAAUUUGAGAUAUGGCCAUGUAAUGAUUAUGACUGAUCAAGAUCAAGAUGGUUCCCAUAUCAAAGGGUUGAUCAUUAACUUUUUAGAAAGUUCAUUUCCUGGUUUAAUCGAAAUCCCAGGAUUUUUAUUGGAAUUUAUUACGCCAAUUGUUAAAGUGACAAUUAAAGCAGCUGGCAGAGGUGGUGACACCGUGAGGCCAUUCUAUUCGAUGCCCGAAUUUGAAAAAUGGAGAACCGAGGAGGGAACAAGCGUUAGAUGGUCCUUGAAGUACUAUAAGGGUUUAGGUACGUCUACCGAUAAAGAAUUUAGGGAAUAUUUCAGAGGACUUGAUAAGCACUUGAAAACCUUCCAUGCACUUCAAGAAGAAGAUAAAGGACUCAUCGAUUUAGCUUUCUCCAAGAAGAAAGCAGACGAUAGAAAAGAAUGGUUACAGAAUUUUGUACCUGGUACCCAUUUAGAUCCUGAUUUAGUCACAAUUCCUAUCAGUGAAUUCAUUAAUAAAGAAUUAAUUUUAUUUUCUAUGGCCGAUAAUGUCAGAUCAAUUCCUAGCGUAUUAGAUGGAUUCAAGCCUGGGCAAAGGAAAGUGUUAUUUGGUUUGUUUAAGAAAAAUCUGAAAACUGAUAUCAAGGUUAUGAAUUUAGCCGGGUAUAUCUCUGAUAAUACUGGGUACCAUCACGGUGAAGCAUCUUUAAUGCUGACAAUCAUUGGUUUGGCCCAGAAUUUUAUCGGUUCCAAUAAUAUAAAUUUAUUGAAACCAAAUGGGUCCUUUGGUACAAGAGCGCAAGGUGGGAAAGAUCAUGCAGCUCCGAGAUAUAUUUUCACUGAUAUCAUGGAUAUAACUAGAAAGAUCUUCAAUCCAUUGGAUAAUGCUUUGUACAAAUAUGUUCAGGAUGAUGAAAAGACGGUUGAACCAGAAUGGUAUUUGCCUAUUCUUCCUAUGCUUUUGGUCAAUGGGGGUGAAGGUAUUGGAACGGGUUGGUCUACGAAUAUACCUAGUUACAACCCUAAAGAUAUAGUUGAGAAUUUGCAAAAUCUUAUGGAAGGGAAAGAAAUGAACGAAAUGAAACCCUGGUAUAGAGGAUGGGAGGGUGACAUUGAAUCCAAUGGACCAGAUAAAUUCAAAGUCAGUGGUAGAAUCGAACAGAUUGAUGAAACCCUGUUGGAAAUUACUGAAUUGCCAAUCAAGAUGUGGACAAAUACAAUGAAGGAAUUUUUGCUUAGUGCACUAGGAACUGAUAAGAUCGCCCCUUGGAUUAAAGAUAUGGAAGAACAACACGGAACUAAUAUUAGAUUUGUGAUCAAGCUUAGCAGUGACGAAAUGGCCAAAUCUUUGAAAAUGGGCCUUAUGGAGAGGUUUAAGUUAGUGUCGUCCAUUAAUUUGACUAACAUGGUAGCGUUUGACUCGCUUGGCCGUAUCAAAAGGUAUGAAUCUCCUUUGGAGAUGUUGAAAGAAUAUUACUACGUUAGACUCGAAUAUUAUCAAAGAAGAAAGGAUCACAUCAGUGAGGAAUUAACUAAUCAGUUAACCAAAUUAUCAGAACAGGCAAGAUUUAUCAAGUUGAUAAUUGAGAAAGAAUUAAGUGUAUCCAACAAAAAGAGAGCUUUAUUGGUAGAAAUAUUACAAAAAUUCAAAUUCAUUCCAUUUGACAAGAAUGGUAAUCCAAUCAAAGAUAUCAAGAAAGAAAAUGUUGUUAUUGAUAAGAACAGAGCUGAAGAGAUGUUAGAAGAAGAGGAAGAAAACUAUGAAGGUGAUUUGAGCCAGAUCAACAUUUCUCAAGCUGUUGGAACUGGAGACGAUGGAGAACAAGAUCAUAAACCGACUACUAUUUUCUCCACUUAUGAUUAUCUUCUUGGUAUGCCUAUUUGGUCCUUAACGAAAGAAAGAUAUGAAAAGAUCAUGCAAUUGAGGGAUAAAAAGCAAGAGGAACUUACCAAUUUACUUAGAUUAACAGCCAAAGAUCUUUGGAAUAAUGACUUAGAUGACUUCUUAGUUAGCUGGGAGAAAUUCUUAGACGAUGAUAUGGCGGAUAGAAUGGCAGAAGUUCCACAAAAAGGUUCAAAGAAGAAAGCGAAGAGAAGCAGAGCACUGACAGUCACAAAGAAAUCAACAGUGAAAGAAGAAGAAGACGACGACGACGUGUUUCCACCAAGAAAGAAACCGGCAACUAAGAAGAAAUCAACUCCAACUCCAUCAGUCGUUGAAAUAAAGAAAGAGGUUACUCCCUCUAUACCAAAGCCAGAGCCUCCUAAAAAGGUUGUCCCAAAGAUAAAAUCUUUGUUUGAUGACAGUGAAGAUGAAGAGCUUUUAGGAGAUAGUUUCAGCCACUCUUCACCACCCUCAGUUCCAAAGACAUACAAGUCAAGCAGUUCUAUUCCAACGUCAGUGUUGUCUUCUACUAAGAAAAGUGAAGAGUCAUCAAAGCCAAUCUCGAAAAAGAAAAAACUCACUUUAGAGGACGAGCUUGCAGAUUUAACAGAUACGGCGUUUAAAGAUACACCUAGUCCAAGACGUAGAAAGCCAACUACAAAAAAGACUCCCGUUUACGAUGUGAAUAGCGAUGUGGAAAUGGAAGAUAGUGAGAGCGAUGAAGAAGUAGAAGUUGAUGAUGAUGAAAGUGACUACGAAGAGUAA
This is a messenger RNA of Dujonia railenensis, 4413 nucleotides long. The record is from the annotation of a GenBank genome assembly. NCBI's taxonomy places the organism in Eukaryota, Fungi, Ascomycota, Pichiomycetes, Serinales, Debaryomycetaceae.